This is a messenger RNA of Poecilia latipinna (sailfin molly), 576 nucleotides long. RefSeq names its product tubulin alpha chain-like. Gene Ontology annotation, cellular component: microtubule. Gene Ontology annotation, biological process: microtubule-based process. The annotation marks the transcript as partial. NCBI's taxonomy places the organism in Eukaryota, Metazoa, Chordata, Actinopteri, Cyprinodontiformes, Poeciliidae. Gene Ontology annotation, molecular function: structural constituent of cytoskeleton; GTP binding. The transcript has a single exon. The record is from RefSeq and is a predicted model, not a curated record.
GUCCUGAAAGUCUACUCAUUUCUAGAUUUCUACUUCGUCCUUGAACGUCCAGAAAAUAAAGAAAAAUGCGUGAGUGUAUUUCCUUCCAUAUUGGUCAGGCUGGAGUCCAGAUUGGCAAUGCCUGCUGGGAGCUGUAUUGCCUGGAACAUGGCAUCCAGCCGGACGGUCUGAUGCCGAAUGACAAGACCGCAGGAAGAGGAGAUAACUCCUUCAACACCUUCUUCAGUGAGACCGGUUCUGGAAAGCAUGUUCCCCGGGCUGUGUAUGUGGACCUGGAGCCCACUGUCAUUGAUGAGGUGCGCACUGGGACCUACCACCAGCUAUUCCACCCUGAGCAGCUGAUCAGUGGUAAAGAGGACGCUGCCAGCAAUUACGCUCGUGGGCACUACACCAUUGGAAAGGAGAUCAUUGAUCCCGUUUUGGAUAGGAUUCACAAACUGGCUGACCAGUGUAAUGGUCUUCAGGGUUUCCUGGUUUUCCACAGCUUCAGUGGAGGCACUGGCUCUGGUUUCACCUCCCUGCUGAUGGAGCGCCUGUCUGUCGACUACGGCAAGAAAUCCAAGGUGGGUAGACUGU